UGUCACAUGGUCCUUGCAAAGUGUUUCAUGUUGUCAAAUAAUCUGUUGAACUACCAACUACACGUAUUUUGAAGUGUAGAUGCUGCUAUUUAUAUCCUCAGGUGAUCAACUAUGAAUGUGAAGUGAUCCAAACAGAGACGAAGUUAGAAGAUGUCUGUCAGGUGUUGGCAGAAGGUUCUGCUGAAACCUCUGCAUGGCAGGCUGCCCUUGGUCACCAGGUGCAGCUGGAGAGCAAGCGCAGGCCUCAGACACUACGGGUCUCCCGGCCGCAUGCGGCCACACAGGAGGGUGGUCAUCACUGGCAUUGGUCUGGUCUCUCCCCUGGGCAUGGGCACCGCUCUGCCCUGGCAGCGCCUGAUAAGUGGCGAGAGUGGCAUCAUCGCCCUAGAUGCAGAGGAGUACAAGACGGUGCCCUGCAGAGUGGCUGCCCGUGUGCCAAGAGGAGAUGGCGAGGGGGCGUUUCAGGAGGAGCGCUACGCCAGCCGCAGCGACAUCAACAGCAUGUCCCCGGCGACGGUCAUGGCCAUCGCAGCGGCGCAGCUGGCCCUGGAGGAUUGUGGGUGGUAUCCCAUCAGCCUCGAGGAGCAGCUGAGUACGGGGGUUGCCGUGGGGAUGGGUAUGGUGUCUCUGGAGGAGAUUGCGCGCACCGCCGCCACCUUCCAGUCGCGCGGCUACAACAGGGUCAGUCCCUUCUUCGUGCCGCGCAUCCUGGUCAACAUGGCCGCCGGGCACAUCAGCAUCAAGCACAAGCUGAGGGGACCCAACCACGCCGUGUCCACUGCCUGCACGACCGGUGCACACGCCAUCGGCGACGCCUCGCGCUUUAUCGCCCACGGAGACGCCACGGCGAUGGUCGCCGGGGGAGCGGAGGCGUGUGUGGGGCCACUGGCGCUGGCUGGGUUCGCCCGGGCACGUGCCCUCAGUACCAGCUGGAACGAGACCCCGCGGCUGGCAUCGCGGCCCUUCCAUCCGGAGCGCGAGGGCUUUGUGAUGGGCGAGGGCGCCGCCGUCAUGGUGCUGGAGGAGCACGAGAGGGCCGUGGCCCGGGGAGCGCGCAUCUACGCCGAGGUGCUGGGAUACGGCCUCUCCGGCGACGCCAGCCACAUCACCGCGCCCACGGCCGAUGGAGACGGAGCACUGAGGUGUAUGUCGGCAGCAGCCCGGGAUGCAGGCGUGGACAUCUCCGAGGUGACCUACAUUAACGCCCACGCCACCUCCACACCACUAGGGGAUGCUGCUGAGAAUGCAGCCAUUAAGAGGCUGUUUGGGCCGCACGUGGCAGCGCUGGCUGUGUCCUCCACCAAGGGCGCCACUGGGCACCUGUUGGGCGCGGCGGGGGCUCUGGAGGCCGCCUUCACUGCGCUGGCGUGCCACCACGCUACCCUGCCCCCCACGCUCAACCUGGACCGCACCGAGCCCGAGUUUGACCUGAACUACGUGCCCUGCACCGCACAGCCCUGGAGCACCGAGAGCCGCAGGGUCGCCCUGACCAACUCGUUCGGCUUCGGGGGCACCAACGCCUCCCUCUGCCUCGCCAGCGUCUGAAGGUGACCACACGCAGAGCGACUUCCUGAGCUUUGUGUCCGGGCAGAGUUACUGUUCACAUGUUGGUUCAGGCUCUUUCCCAUAGAUACAUGGCAACACAUGUUCAUCUGGGGGACUUCAGUCGUUAGUGGGCAACUUAUGGGGCAGUCGUCUAAUCAGAACUCAUGGAAUUAAGCAUGUGAUUGGCUGAUUGCUCAAGAUGCCGUGUGUGUCAUCACCAUGAGGGGCCUGAGGGGUCAGAGGUCACCUCGUCUAAAGGGUCAGGACAUACAGAGGAGGCUCAGCGUGCUUAUUACUGUUAUAGCGCUGUUGGACAGGAACUGUUGGUGUGAGGGAUUUGAAAGGUUGUAUGAAUAGUGGUGUGAUAACCUCUCAGUGAUUUGUUUUUGUGUUUUGUGUUUAUUUGUUUCCUUGUUUGUAUUGGAAUUUUCAGAAUAAUAACAAGAAUGAUUUAUUUUAUUUAUAAAGCCCUUCAUUCAAAGGAAGGUCUCAAAGGAUGAGCUGCAAGCUGUUGCUGAAUAAAUAAUAAUAAAAACAA
Molecule: messenger RNA, 2083 nt
Organism: Alosa alosa (allis shad)
Lineage: Eukaryota; Metazoa; Chordata; Actinopteri; Clupeiformes; Clupeidae
Gene: oxsm
Product: 3-oxoacyl-ACP synthase, mitochondrial
Exons: 3
Coding region: 151-1545 (464 amino acids)
Biological process (GO): fatty acid biosynthetic process
Molecular function (GO): 3-oxoacyl-[acyl-carrier-protein] synthase activity
Source: RefSeq, a predicted model, not a curated record